UUCCUCUUCUCUCGUCUCUCGCGACGUUUCUAGGGUUCUUCUGCUUAGUACGAGAUUUUGCAAAAACUUUCUUUAAUGGGUAUUGUUAUAUUCACCGAAUCGUUGCUAAUCUGUUUCCGAUUAUGUGUGAUAUGAUAUUUCGUGGCUUCUUUUGAAACUCUGUUAUAUCCUGUUUUUGGUUCAGUAAACAAUCCUCUGAACCUAUUUUGUCUUUUGCUUCUCUGAUUGUUUCUGUAGUGGAAGAAUCUCUCUCAAAGACAUGGAGUCUAAUAAGGAAGAAGAAGCUAAAAGAGCAUUGGAUAUUGCUGAUAGGAAGCUUUCAAAGAAUGAAUAUAACAGAGCGAAAAGAUAUGCUAAGAGGGCUCAACGUUUGUAUCCAAAGCUCAGCGGUUUGGAACAAGUCUUGGUAAUGAUCGAUGUUUAUAUCUCUGCAUCAAACAAGAUCAAUGGAGGAACAGAAGAACCUGAUUGGUACAGAAUUCUCGGUGUAGAUUCUUUAUCUGAUGAUGAAGUUGUCAAGAAACGAUACAAGAAGUUGGCUCUUUUGCUUCAUCCGGACAAGAACAGGUUUAAUGGUGCUGAAGGCGCGUUUAAGCUUGUUCUACAAGCUUGGGAUCUAUUAUCUGAUAAAUCUAAGAGAAUUUCUUAUGAUCAAAAGAGGAAAUCAAAACAAGUUAGGAGAACACAGAAGCAUAAACCAACAGAGCCAGACAAGCCAGCUUCUUCUUAUAGACCUACGCCUACACCUGAGCCUAAGCCUAGGCCUACGCCUAAUAGGCCUAAGCCUAGCCCUGAGCCUGAUAUUCCUAUGCCUAUGCCUACUAGGCCUAAACCUAAGCCUAAGCCUGAUAUUUCAUUGACAACGGUGAAAGUCGGAACCUUUUGGACAGUUUGCAAUAGAUGCAAGACAUAUUGUGAAUUUAUGAGGGCUAGUUGUCUUAAUAGGACCAUACCUUGUCCAAACUGCGGUAAGUAUUUCAUUGCAACCGUGAUACCUUCAGAGUUAAUCAAUGGGAGGCUAGUCAUCAGACUGAGUCCUUCUAAUCAGUCAACAUGGAAAAGCACAAGUGAUACUUCUUCAACUUCAGCAAUGGCAAAAGCUGCACCCGAAAGAGUGAAAAGAUGGUUUAACCCUAUGCCUGAGCUUGAUUCUUCGACGGAAAAAGAGAUAAAACUCGGUACCUUUUGGACAGUGUGCAAUAGAUGCAAGACACAUUGUAAGUUGGUGAGGGCUAAUUAUCUUAACAAGACCUUCCCUUGUCCAAACUGUAGUCAGGAAUUCGUUGCGGCCGAGAUGAUUAUAGAGAUAAUCAAUGGCGGUCCAGUCAUCAAAUUGAGUCCCUCUGUUCAGUCAAAUAGCAAAAGUAGCAAAAGGACAAGUGCAGCUUCUUCCACAACCUCAGCAUCUGAUAACGCAAAGACUGCAUAUCAAAAAGAAGACGUUUUGAAAAGAGAAAACAUUGAUCCUGAUGUUGCAUCUGCUGCUACUGGAGGAAAUGUACAGGAAGCAGAGACCCUUUUCAAGGAGCCGAUGACAACAGGAAAUGAAAACUCUACUACUGAAGCAGGUAAUGUAAAAGAAGCAGAGACUCUUGUCGAGGAGCCGGUGACAACAGGCAAUGUAAACUCUACUCCUGAAGCAGAGAGACUUUUCAAGAAGCCGAUGAAAACAGGAAAUGCCAACCCUAGUCUUGAAGCAGAGAGACUUUUCAAGAAGCCGAUGUCUACAGGAGACGAAAACUCUACUCAUGAAGCUCAAAGGCUUUUCAAAAAGCCGAUGACAACAGGAAAUGCAAACUCUAAUCUUGAAGCGCAGAGAUGCUUUUUGAGGAUAUGGCAACGGGAAAUGCAAUCUCGACUCUUGAAGUAGAGAGGCUUUUCAAACACAUGAUAGAUGUGAAUUAAGAAGUAAGACAUGUGUUUUGUGUUUUGGUAUGCAUCAGUAAUAGUUUUUUAUUUGAUCUUGUGAAACUUGAAUUUACGAGUUAACCUUUUGAUUGAAAUCUAUUUUUUUUUAUUGAAUUCAUUCAUCUCAAUCUGCUGCUAGCCACAACUUCAUUUCUGUUAAGGUAAAUCUGUUCUCUUAUCUGUCCUUUCUCCACUUACAUAAAGGCUCUUUCUUCUUAUGUUCACUCUCAUAAUUCAUAUAAUGACCUAACGAACUACACAUAAUUGAGAUUAUAGUUAGAGAAUGAAGCGGCUUAAUUACAUCAU
Arabidopsis lyrata subsp. lyrata is the source of this 2214-nucleotide messenger RNA. RefSeq lists its product as uncharacterized. The transcript has a single exon. The record is from RefSeq and is a predicted model, not a curated record. Lineage: Eukaryota; Viridiplantae; Streptophyta; Magnoliopsida; Brassicales; Brassicaceae. Bases 260 to 1870 code for a protein of 536 amino acids.